Thamnophis sirtalis is the source of this 2781-nucleotide messenger RNA. Lineage: Eukaryota; Metazoa; Chordata; Lepidosauria; Squamata; Natricidae. The record is from RefSeq and is a predicted model, not a curated record.
CAGAGGAGGGAGGGGAGCAGGCCCUGAUCCACUCGGAGCCGAUCAUUGGCAAUUAUUAAUCGCAUUCCUGAACGCCAGCGUGGCAUGGAAAAAUGUCCCACCGUGCCGAAGGAAGCGGGGAUCAGCCCUCGGAAAUACCUCUGGCCGGCCGGCUGGCCCUCUCUGCCGCAGCUUUGCUCUUGCUGAUGUUGGCAUACCGGUAUUUCAAGUCUCGCGUGCCCCCUGGCAGCACCCCAGCCGGGGCUGCGGAUGCCAACGUCGCCGGGGCAGAGCAAAGGGAAUGGCAGGUUGGCAGCCAGGUGACAAACAAGCCAGCGGCCCUGAGGCACAGAGGAGGCCGGGGCAAGGAGACGGAGCCAUGCCACCCAGGGACCAAUCAGCUGACGCAGGUGGGUAGAUGCGACGGAGUCGUAGCGGAAGAGUGUGGGCAGGCAAAGAUCCCUGCUGGCAGAGGGCUGCCUGGCACGAGAGAAACUGAGGCAGAAGAGGACCAAGAGGCAGGGGAAGUGAGCCAUGCAGAAUCUGGGGUGGAGCACAGGUGGAGGUCAGAGGGCACCAUCCAGAACUGCACUAGCAAAGCUGGGGCCGAUUUGGACAAUUUUGGAGGUCAUUCCAGAGCAGUAGGUCUACUCAACCGAGAGAAGGAGGCCGGUAACAUCCCUGGCUGGGAUGUCGAUCCUGCUGAAGCUGACUCUAGCUGUGCUAAGCCAGUGGAGAAGGAGGUCCAUCCCGCAGACGGGAGUGACAUCGGUUUGAAAAGAGGAGAUCCUCCACAACUGGGGAAAGAGUCCAAGGCUCUCCAUGUUGUGGAGAGGCCGUUGGGCCGAGAGAAGAUCCGGUCCUUCUAUGCCACCAGUGAUACGGGCUUGGCCAUCAACCACAACCAUGUGCAAUCUCAGGUGGCCUAUGCCUUCUCCUCGGUGGCCAAGGUGGAGGUGGAGGAGAACUUCAUCAAAGAGAAGCAAGGUUCUGGGAAAGCUGAAGAUGCCCAACUCAGAGGCAAAAUCUACAAUUACUAUGUCCAGUCCGCUUCUCAAUCUGUCACUAAUAAAACCACCUUUACUACCAACUCGGAUCUCCAACAAUCCUGCAAUCUCUCUACUAGCAACAUACUUAACGUAUCCAAGAAAUGUGGGGCUGAGGAACCUGUCCACUCAUCCGUGACCAACAAUGACGUUAACAAGCUUGUUUUGGAGAAGGCUCCAGCCCCAUCUUCUAACGUUCUCCUCAGUCCUGAAAAAGACACCCAACCUAAAGACCAAAGAGAAGCAGUUGUGGUUGAAGAAGCCAUCUCCUCGAAACCUCCGUUGGCUAGAUAUAGCUUCAUCCGGAAAGACAGCUUCCAAAGAAUUGUAGAUAAUCCAGACUUACAGAUGCCGAUGGAAGGUUUUGGUUCUCCAGCAAUGGGACCUUCAGCUGUCCUCCCCUCAUCUCCAGCUCCUCUUUGCUUGGAUUCUACUUCAUCUCUGGUGAGAUCCAUGCAAGAUCUCCCCAGCAGUGGAACAGAAGAGCCAUUGGUGGAGCUUGUGGCUGGUGCUAAAUUUUUCCACGUCCCAAUGAGCUCCGAAUCCUUUCUGGAUGUGCACUUAGAUCUGGGGAACUGCUACCAGGUCUUGUGCAUGGCCAAAAAGCAGAAGCUUAAGGAUCUGCAAGAGGCGGCCUAUAAGGUCAUGAGUGACAACUAUCUCCAAGUGCUGAAGACCCAGGGCAUCUACCGCCAGCUCAAUGCUGCAGAGAGGGACUUGAUCCUAGAGAAGAGGAUGCGAGGCAAGAAAUAUUUGACCGUGGCAGAUAUUGGUUGCCACCCCAGUGGACUUUCUUACUACGAUGAUCAGAAGGACGCUUGGCAUCCCUUAACCCACAUCCCUGUGGAAGCCAUCUCCAGGGGUUGUGCCAUCUGCAGCAUGUUCAACUACCUCUUUGUCGUAGCUGGCUGCGAAGGGCGUGGAAGAUAUCAGAAACCAUCCAACCGUGUCUUCUGCUACAACCCCGUGACCGACAUCUGGCAGGAGAUCUGCCCACUCAACCAAGCCAGACCCCACUGCAAGCUGGUGGCCCUGGAUGGCUGCCUCUACGCCAUCGGUGGAGAAUGCCUCUACACCGUGGAGCGGUACGACCCACGCCUGGAUCGAUGGGCCUUUGCUGCUCCUCUACCCAACGACACCUUCGCGGUGGCCCACACCGCCACCGUCUGCGACGGGGAGAUCUACGUGACGGGGGGCACCUUGAGAUACAUGCUGCUGAGGUACGUCGGGCGGACAGACACUUGGAAAGUCCGCCUCACCGGAGGCAGUCAGGACAGGACCACCGAGAUGGUGACCGUCAAUGGCUUCAUCUACCGCUUUGACCUCAAUCAGAGGAUGGGCAUCAGUGUCUACCGCUGCAGUGCCAGGGCCAAGCUGUGGUAUGAGUGCGCCACCCACCCCAUGCCCUUCCCGCCUUGCUUCCAGUGCUCUGUAGUUGGAAAUCUUGUCUACUGCGUCAGUCGGCAGUUCAACCUCCGCUUCCUGGCUGACUUGGUGUUUCCACGGUUUGGGCUCAAAGAGCUGAAAAAUUUCCCUUCCCCAAGAGGAACUCUCAUCCCAGUUACUCUCAUCUUGCCCGAGGGGGACAAAGCACCCCAAACAAGGGUUUGAGGGGCCUGCACAAGCCGCCUUUGGAACAACAAGGCAAACCUACUUUCAAGGACGAUGAUCUCCUCUCAGAGAGCCACGGUGGCGCAGUGGUUAGAGCGCAGUACUGCAGGCUGACUCUGUAAACCGCUUAGAGAGGGCUGUAAAA